Molecule: messenger RNA, 1983 nt
Organism: Micropterus salmoides (largemouth bass)
Lineage: Eukaryota; Metazoa; Chordata; Actinopteri; Centrarchiformes; Centrarchidae
Gene: fam110a
Product: family with sequence similarity 110 member A
Exons: 2
Coding region: 328-1593 (421 amino acids)
Source: RefSeq, a predicted model, not a curated record
GGAGCACACAUGAGUUGUCAAACAGGUUUGUCUUUUGCUGCUUUCAAACCCAUUCACACAUUCUCAUCAGCAGGACAGCACUGUGUUCACUGGGGCUAAAACUAGAAACCCAGGAGAGGAUCAGGAGAUCAACCAAGACCGUCAAGGUCCAAAUGUCAAGGAGCUAGAGUUGAACUGCGAUGCUGAGGUUACAUCUCUUCAAAAAUGGGAUGAGGCUGAUCAUUAUAGGCAUAAAUACAGGAUAACCGUAUAUAUUUUUUUCAAGGUGGCCAAAGAGAAAGCUGUAAACAGGAAGUGCAUACGAACAGGUACUGCUAGUUGUACAAAAUGCCUUUGGAGACUCUCCAAGCCUCAGUGAGGCAACCGGCGAGGACAGCUGUAGCUGCUACGCCGCCACGCUUACGACCCAAGGGGCCAGUGGGGCCGGACUAUUUCCGGCGGUUCCCGGCGGCAGCCACCAGACCAAAGCAGAGUGCGGUUGAAAGGCUGGAAGCAGACAAGGCUAAAUAUGUCAAGAGUCCGGUGGCUCUUGCUAAACAGCAGCCAGUCGGGCCCCCAGACAUGCGGAAGCCUCUGCUAAACCCCGGCACUGCUCUGCGGCCCACCAGGAGGACACCAACCCAAACAAAAACAAAGCAGGAGAAAGUCCAAUUCAACUUGGAGCAUCUGAGUAACCUGAUCAGUGGUAUGAAUGAUGGGCCCCAAUCCAGUGCUACUUUUGUUCCAGAGGCCAGUAAAGUUCCUGAUCGUGUCCCCACUUCACACAGCUCUCCUUGCCCCACACCUGCAGGGGCACAACAGAAAAAGGAGAGACCAUGUCCACCUCCCCGUCCUGACUGGUCUAGUCCAGCUAAAGUGAGAUUAAAAGCCUCUGGACCGGCCAGGGUAGAGAAUCCUGGCUCACCUGGGUCUCCAGCUGCUGGGGCUGUGCGCAGAGUGGAUGUCAUGCCUCAGGCCAGCCCUGGGAGGACCCCCUGCAGACUACCUCAGUAUAUCCGGCAGCCCCUCCAGCCCAUACCUUUACAUUCCCAGUCUCCACUCCGCCCGGCUACUUCACACCUGCAUCUCUUUCACCCCAGAACAAAAACAGGUCCUUCUCCUCUGAACCCUGUUGUUGCUCCAUCUAAACCUGACAAUCCUCCCUCACCUCCAACUGGAACCCCCGUCCCUGAUCCCCCCAGCCUCCCUGUUUUCCCUCCUCCCUCCCCAGCAAUUACACGUUUAUCUUCCUCCAGUUCCAGAAAACGCCCCUCUCUGACCCGGUCUAAAUCGGACAUGAGCGACCGGUACUCCCGAGCCGGGACAGAGCUGGAGCGCUUCUUCAACCUGUGUGGUUUGGACCCUGCAGACCUGCAGGAGCUGACUGAAUCUAGUUCUGACAUUGUGUCCAUGGCCCGUUUCCGCAGUGUGAGUGCUCCAGGGUCUGAGUGUGCAGGCUCCGGAGCAGAGAGUGAAGACGAUGAGGAUGCUGGCAAUGCUGCAGGGCGUGUUCCCUACGGUGUUUCUGUCAUUGAGAGAAACGCAAGAGUGAUUAAAUGGCUGUAUGGACUCCGUCAUGACAAGGACAAUGCAAAUCAGAGCACCAAUUUAUAGGAUGGCGUUAAAUGGCCAAUAAGUUUAAAACACAAGUAUAAAUUUAAUUUUGUCAAAGUUGCAUAACAGAUGGAGUGAUGGGAUCCUGUGAUUAAACUGGUAGUAAACUGAGGUAUGUGAUGUGAUGACAUAUAGUGAUGGAGGCAAUUUGUCUGCCAAGUAAUUAAGUUUCAUUUGGUUCCCUUGUUUGUUUUGACUGGAUUUUUUGUUGUCUUUCAUUUUUAUUUUACAAAAUUUGAAAUUUGGAAAACAGAGCGAGAAAACUUUCCUUUUUUUGGUUAUUUUUACUUUUCAAAUAUUCUUUUGUGUGUGUCUCAUAAGGCUCAUGUGUCAUCCGGUCAUAUUCUGAGUCCGUAAAUGGACAUCAUUAAAGAGUUAAUGGUGCAAGCA